AUGCCCGCCAUGUCGCCGACAAUGACCGAAGGCAACAUCUCAAGUUGGAAAGUCAAAGAGGGCGACUCCUUCGCCGCAGGGGACAUCCUCCUGGAAAUCGAGACUGACAAGGCUUCAAUGGACGUGGAAGCUCAGGACGACGGUGUCAUGGCCAAGAUCUUUCAAGGAGACGGCUCCAAGUCAGUCAAAGUUGGCACGAGGAUAGCUGUCCUUGGUGAUCCCGGGGAUGACAUCUCGAGUCUGGAGAUCCCGCCGGACGACUCGAAGCCCGCGCAGUCGGAGGCAGAUAAUGUAAAGGGCGGAGAAGAUUCGAAGUACGAAACAUCCGGAGUUGAAAAGGAGAUACCGGGCACGCCGCAAAACCAGAGACCGGCGAAGGACAAGCCGAAAACGAGUCCAGUUGGGCCAGGCCAGAAUCCCAUAUACCCACUCUAUCCUUCGGUGAUAGCCCUCAUCCACGAGAACCACAUCUCUGAUGACGACGUUGCCAAAAUCCCAGCCACCGGGCCGAAUGGAAGACUGCUGAAAGGGGACGUCCUCGCAUAUUUGGGAGCAAUUGAUUCCGAUUACUCGGCCAAACAAUCCAAGCGCAUCGAACAUAUGGCGCAUCUCGACCUCAGCAACAUCAAGAUCCUAGCCACCACCCCUCAGACGGCCGUAAAGCCUACCGGAGCUGCCGCAGCAGUACCUGAAGAGAUCAUCCCACAAAUCACCAGCGUCAGCAUUACCAUCUCCCUUGCCGAAGUGCUCAAGGUGCAAAAACGCAUAAAAGACACGUUGGGCGUGACUGUGCCUCUGUCAACUUUCCUCGCCCGUGCCGUCGACCUCGCCAAUGAUGAUCUGCCUCAACCCAAGAAUGCGAAGCCAUCGGCAGAUGACCUCUUCAACGCCGUCCUCGGACUGGACGCAAUACCCACAACGUCGAGAGGAGCAUAUCUCCCACAGAUCGAUGCAUUUCCCAUUAUUCCGCCCUCUAAACCCCAGUCCACGUCAUUCUCACGCUCACCUCGCGUCUCCCCCUCCACGGCAAAGAAGAUUGAUAUCAUCGACAUCCUGUCCGGCAAAGUCACCCCCAAAAGAGCGGCCCCCUUUUCUACAUCUUCGGCGCCGAUACCAGGCCGAACCCUAAGCACGGCAGAGGGCGCGUUGAAUGUGUUCAGUCUGACAGUCCCCGUGGGCGAAGAGAAGAGGGCACGCACGUUCCUGGAGAGGGUCAAGACCGUGCUGCAAGUCGAGCCAGGGAAGUUGAUCCUGUAG
Fonsecaea multimorphosa CBS 102226 is the source of this 1257-nucleotide messenger RNA. RefSeq lists its product as uncharacterized. Gene Ontology annotation, molecular function: dihydrolipoyllysine-residue acetyltransferase activity. The transcript has a single exon. Gene Ontology annotation, biological process: pyruvate decarboxylation to acetyl-CoA. The record is from RefSeq and is a predicted model, not a curated record. Gene Ontology annotation, cellular component: pyruvate dehydrogenase complex. Lineage: Eukaryota; Fungi; Ascomycota; Eurotiomycetes; Chaetothyriales; Herpotrichiellaceae. Bases 1 to 1257 code for a protein of 418 amino acids.